ACUCUACAGGAAAACUUCCUGGAACCAGAAUGGCAGAGUUAAAAGCCAAGUAUACCUUGCUGCAUGACACUGUGAUCAGUACACAAGAGUCAGAAGUCCAGCUGCUGCAGGACGCCAAACGCUUCACUGAGCAAAUACAACAGCAGCAGUUUCACCUGCAGCAAGCUGAUAAUUUUCCAGAAGCAUUCUCCACAGAGGUCUCCAAAAUGAGAGAACAACUUCUCAAGUAUCAAAAUGAAUAUAACGCAGUGAAGGAAAGAGAGUUCCACAAUCAGUACAGAUUAAAUAGCUUAAUGGAAGAAAAAAACCUCAUAAUAAAAGAAUUCGAGAAGAUACCUAAGCCAGGAGAAAUGGACAAGAAAAUGAAAAUAUUGAGAGAAAGCACUGAAGAAUUACGUAAGGAAGUAAUGCAGAAGAAAUUAGAAAUUAAAAAUUUACGGGAAGAUUUGGUAUCUAAACAAAAGCAGUCACUAAAGGAGCAGAAGGAACUAGAAGAAUUGUUAGACUAUCAGGUUGUCCUAAAGGAUGAAGUGGCCCACCAUCAAACUGUUCCUGUACAAAUUGGAAAAGAGAUAGAAAAAAUGACACGCAAAAAAGUGUAUGAUUUAAUAUUUUUAUUUUGAAUUCCUACCAGUCCAAAUUACGUAUGCACACUAAGACAAGAGUACUAACCACUGGGCAUAACAAAUUACUCUUAUAAUUUUAGAAAUAUCUGUUUUGGGUUCUAUGUUGUAUAUGUCAAGUUAUUUAAAACAAAGUAGUGUGGCAAAGUACUUUCACUUAUAACAUUUAUUUAUGUCUUGAUGGGUCAAGAUU
Molecule: messenger RNA, 816 nt
Organism: Carlito syrichta (Philippine tarsier)
Lineage: Eukaryota; Metazoa; Chordata; Mammalia; Primates; Tarsiidae
Product: coiled-coil domain-containing protein 146-like
Exons: 5
Coding region: 30-623 (197 amino acids)
Cellular component (GO): cytoskeleton
Source: RefSeq, a predicted model, not a curated record